AUGGUCCAUUAUGAUGAUCGCGACCCGCUCCAUGAGUGGGCACAUAGAUGGGAUCAUCUCAUUCCCCCUCUCGAUCAUGCUAAAUGGGAGAUUAUCCAGAAAUUUGGCGGCUGGACUCAUUUCAUGCUUCACUUCCGUUUCACUUGGCCCCUGGACAGAUUUGAGAUGAAAGAAGCUAUGGCCAUCCUUGAGAGGCUGGUCAAAGAUUACGAUUCCGACCCUGAAUCCCCUCCACGUAAACCCCGAGACGGCACCUGCAAUAGCGCCAACUGA
Penicillium paradoxum is the source of this 273-nucleotide messenger RNA. RefSeq lists its product as uncharacterized. NCBI's taxonomy places the organism in Eukaryota, Fungi, Ascomycota, Eurotiomycetes, Eurotiales, Aspergillaceae. The record is from RefSeq and is a predicted model, not a curated record. The coding region runs from base 1 to 273 and encodes 90 amino acids. The transcript is spliced from 2 exons.